UACACAGGCGGGGCCGGGCAAUAAAAAUCCCGGUCCUCAGAACUGUGAGGCCAGCGCUCUACAGCUGCCCCACCUUGCCGCCUGGACAAAUGUUUUCUUUAUCGAGCAAAUGGUUUGAAACAGACCCAUGUGAUUGGUGGAGGUUUGCUGGCACCGAAAGCGCCUGUCUUUUUUUCACGAGCGGAUUGGGUGAAACGCUCGUCAAUCACGUUUGGCCCGCUACUCCCCGAUCUCAAAUCAGUUCGGUGUAAUUAUGUGUAUUGUAACCUGAGUAGCGGAGCGCUCGGUCUGGUUACGGAUGUAACUUCAAGAAAUAAUACACGGAAAUGACAAGAUUAUCACGCUACACGCCUUGUUGUGUGCCUUUUUAGUAUUUUUCUUUGUUUCGCCAUCUUUUGGUUCACGGAUUUUUGUGUUCCUUUACUGCCCGAGUCAUGUAUCCUUGACAACACAGCAACUGUCCUGGGGAAGUUUGGAUCAAGUGUGUUUCCCGAGACAUGGAAUAUUUUCGUUUGUAUUUGAACUCUCUAACGACUUGAAAUGUUUGCGGCGCCUUUUGGAACUGUUUUGAACAUGUUUUAUGUAGUUCAGCGCGUUUGGGAAUCUUGAACCAUGCGUCGAGGGAACAGGGAUAGAGCAACACAAUAGCAAGGGUGAGAGAAAGCUCAUCCGUUGUGGGGAAGUGGACGCCUCGCGGCUGCUUUGUAUUGUCCUGUGUGGAGACCUCCAACCAGCAUCGAGUGACUGAGCAACAGGGAGCCAGGCCCGGCCACCAUGGAUGGGACUCUUUCCGAUCUGCUGGCAGCCUUUUUGGAGUCGCCACUGGUUUUGUGGGUGCGGACUUUGGGUCCACUGGGGUCAUGUGACAAUGCAGACUCAGAGGAGCGUGUCAACAUGUUCGUUGAGCUCGUGGAUGGCGUCUUCCUGCACAAGAUCAUGACACACAUUGAUCCCAGCCAUAACAACCAGAUGCUGAACAAGAAUGUGAACAAUGAUGUGUCACUUCGCCUUCACAACUUGACCCUUCUCACGAGACACAUCAGGACAUACUACCAGGACACCCUUCAGCAAUUAAUUUUGAUGCCUCUUCCAAACAUUCUCUGCAUUGCCAGGGAUCCCUUAUCAGCAAAGAGCAUGGAAGAGCUGAAAGGAAUUUUACUGUUGAUACUUGGCUGCGCAGUCCAGUGUGAUCGUAAGGAGGAGAUGAUCGAAAGGAUCAAACUGCUGAACAUUGAGACCCAGGCAGCCAUUGUCGCCCACAUCCAGGAGGUAACCCACAACCAGCAGAAUGUUCUUGACGUUUCAUGGCUGGAGGAAGGAACAGGGCUUGCACAUGAAGAACUUGAACCACUGUCACGCAGCAUGGCUACAUCUCUACAGCAACUGAUUGCGCAGAGAGACAAAGCCAGUGAGGUCCUUGUUGAUCUUACCCAGGAGAGAGACUACUUGUCCAGCCUGAAUCCCCAGGAAAGACAAAUAAGUACGCCAGAAGAAGCGAACAUUUCUGGACGUUUGUUAGUGAGUAACAAAGGAUCAGCCUUGACUGUGGCCAGCCUCACCAAAGAAGAGAAGCAGCAUUUGUCCGUAGAGCUCGCUGAGACCAAGGCCAAGCUUCGCAGAUAUAGACAAGAACUAGAAGAGAAGAUUGAACAGUUGAUGGAUUCCAAAUACGAGGUGGAGCAUCUAAAUCAGCAGCUUCAGAUACUGAAACAAGAGAACCAAUCCCUGUCUUGUGAGGCUCGCUCUGUACGAGUUUAUCGGGACGAGGUUGACUCCUUGAGGGAGAAAGCAGCCCGGGUCGACAGACUAGAAACUGAACUCACCCGAUGUAAAGAGAAACUCAAUGAUGUUCACUUCUACAAGACUAGAGUGGAGGAGCUACGUGAAGACAACCUGACGCUGAUGGAGACAAAGGUGUUGUUGGAGGAGCAAUUAUCAGUCUCCAGAGGGCGGUGUGAGAAAGUCCACGCUAUGGAGAAAGACAACAUGCUACUACGAGCUAAAAUAAAUGAUUUGGAAAUGGAGAGGGACAAUGAACGCCGGCGAUUAGAGGAGCUGGUGGAGGAGAACAUGCUUCUGGAGAUCGGACAGAAACAGAGUAUGAACGAAUCAGCUCAUCUGGGAUGGGAACUGGAACAGCUCACCAAAAACCUAGACAAUUCUAACUCGGAGUCCCGGAAAUCAUUUGUCCAGGAGGUCAACGAGUGUGUCUCCAGCCGUGUGUUGAAGCUGGAGAAAGAGAACAAGGAGCUGCAAACCUCGAUUGAGAGACUAAAAGAGGAGAAUCACCAUCUCCUGGAAAAGCAGCUCCAUACCCAAGAGUUAGACAGGGAGACCCAAGGUCUCAGUAAAAAGUUGGAGCGUCUCCAGGUCUUGUUGGACCAGGAGAAAUUGACAAAUCAAGACAUGGAGUCCCUUGGAGAUGAAUUAUUGAAGGAAAAACAAAAUCUGGAAAGAGAAAUGCACGCUUUAAGAGCAGAAAAAGACAGACGGAUUUCAGAAUUGGAGAGUGAGAACCAGUAUCUAUCUGAUGCCAUGGUGUCACUCCGUGAGCGUGCUCAAGCUCACAGUGAAACAAGAGUCCGUGAGGUAGAGGCUGAGAAUCGCCUCUUACACCAAGGCGUUACUGACACCAGUGCCCGUUUAGCAAGUUUGGAAACUCAACUAAUGCUGUACAAAGAAGAAGCAGACAGGCUGAGGGAGAGGGCAACAAGAUGUGAUGAGGUAGAGAUGGAGCUGGUCAGGGUGGAGAGAAACAGGGAUGCUCUUCACAGAGAGGUGACAUCGCUCCGUCAAUGCAGUGACACUUCAGAGUUACUUGAGAAACAGGUGUCCUCCCUGGAGCAGGAGGUGCACAGAUUUAAACGGGAGGCAGUGGAGGCUCAGCAAGGGCUUCAGCAACUGAAGAGACAGGAAACUAAUAUUACCCUCCUGACAAAGGAAAACUUGGAACUCCGAUGCUCAGUGGAAAACCUGCGCUCCUCAUCCUCUUACCUCACGAAACAACAGGAAGAUUAUAAGGAGUCACAGAAAAAGUUGCAAGAAAUCCAAGAGACGUUGGAUGAGGUUGGAGUGGAGUUACAAGGGGAAAGGAAGAGAGGAGACAGGCUGGAGAUAAAUGUCACCACAUUAACUCAAGUGAAAAAUCGGUUAGAGGAUGAUAUGGAGAGGUUUAAAGAGGAAAAUGCUGGAUUGAAGAAAGAGAAGCAGAAAAUAUUGAGUAGGCAGGAAGAGCUAAGAAAGGAAGUAGAAGAUCUGAGUCAGGAGCAGAGGAGGAGAGAAGAAGGUGACAAGGAGAGACGAAAAAUUCUGUUGGACCUGGAACAGUCUGAGAAGGGAAGGAAGCACUUGGAGAAAGAGAGUUGGAGAAAUAAAAUGCUACUGGAAGGUAAAGAAGUAGAGCUGGAAGAGAAGGCUAGUCAGCUGGCUGUAGUGAAGAAAGAGGGUGUCGAUAUGAGAAAAGAGAUUAGCAUGCUCAAGGAGGUGGCAGUCAAAGCCAAAGAGUUGGAGAGGGAGAAUAAGGAGCUGAACAAACAAGCGACCAUAGACAAGAAAACUUUGGUUACACUGAGAGAGGAGUUGGUGUCAGAGAAGUUGAGAGUCCAGCAGCACAGUGUUGAGUUGGAAAGACUUAAUGAAGAACUGGAAAAGGUUGGAUUGAACCGAGAAAGACUACUACAACAGGAGCACAUGCAGGAAGACAGCAAGUACAAGCUGCUUGAAUCUCGACUGGAGGAAACAGUUCAACAAACAAUGAAGAUUAAAGAGGCUAAAAUCUCCAGUUUGGAAAAGAAAAUGGAAGAGUGCAACGCACACAAUGAUACACUACGUACAGAGCUAGCAACUGCUCUUCAAAAACUGGCUACCUCGUCUCAGCAACAGGAGAGACAACAAAACCACAAGUCCCCUGUGUGCUUAGGAGGAAAUGGGCGAAGGGAGUCAGCCACAGCUGAGCUGCUCCGUAUUAAAGAUCAUCUCAUUGAAGUAGAGAAGAAUAAUGCCUCGCUUCAGACUCAGAGCAGUUUGUUGAAGGAGCAUCUUAAACAACUAAAGAAUCAGAACAGUUCACUUGACAACCAGAUGGCGACACUGCAGCGACACACAACAGUGUUGCAGGAGCAGAAUUCAGCUCUCCAUACUAAGACAGCACAACUUCAGGUGGAAAACUCCUCACUGUCUUCCCAGAGUGCAUCUCUUAUGGCUCAAAAUGCUGUGUUGCAAGGCCAAGUCACUGCCUUGGAGACUGAGGUGGAGUCUUGGCAAAGACAGCGAGAGGAGGCAUGGCGAGGAAGAGAGAGUAUUCUCAAUGAUCAUGAACGUCUUCUGAGCGUUCAUGAGAGGCAAGCAUAUGAGUACGAGCAGUUGAUCAGUCAACACACUGCUCUGAAAGUCAAACAAAGGACACUGGAGAGCGAACACAGAACAACUCACAGCAAGUAUUGUGCUUUGUUACAGCAAAAGGAAAAAUGUGAGGCGAUAGAAGAGCAGGGUCAGAAGGACAGGGAGGAGCUAAACCAAGAACACCAGAAAAAUCAGCUCCUGCAGCAAGAGAAUCUUCAGCUUAAAGCUGAAGUGGACAGGUUGUUUCAAAGCGAAUCCCAAAAAUCAGAGCAGUACAACGACCUACAUCAACAGAUGAAUGAUCUCAAGAGCUCAUUGAGCACUGCCCAGCUGGAAGUGAAUCGAUGGAUGACACGAUAUGACUUGCUAAUGGAACAACACCAGGGCUUGGACCUCACUAUGACAAAACUAGACCACCACUGUGAGCUACUAAGUCGCCUGAAAGGGAACCUAGAAGAAGAAAAUCAUCACCUCCUGAGUCAGAUCAACAUUCUGAGUCAGCAGAACCACACUCUGCUGGAGAGAAACAUGGAGAGCAAAGAGCUUUAUCAUCAGGAGCAGAAGCUCUACAUUGAUAAACUGAAUGGUCUUCGUCGUCAGAAAGAGAAAUUAGAAGAGAAGAUCAUGGACCAAUACAAGUUCUAUGAUCCCACACCAAAAAAGAGAAGUCAGUGGUCUGGCGCCAAAGCUUUUGUCAAACUCAUCAAACCAAGGAAAGAGAGCAGCAGGGAGCGAGAUGGUGACCAAGACAAGGAAGGGGCCCAAGAGAGAGAAUGGGGAAAGAGUGCCCCUGAUAUCCCCCUACCUGCCCCCCCUCCCUUGCUCCUCCCUGAAACUCCACCUCCUGGCACUCAUAGGACAGGAAGGGACUCAUGGGACAAUGGCCACACCCAAAGUAAAAAUAAUAACCACAGCAACAGUCCUAUACUGGGCAUCCAGAGUCCAGCACUGACCCUUAUCAGCCGAGCUGAUUUGACUGACAGAGGACGAGAGGUCAAUCAUUGCAUCACACCAGGAGGCAGCGGUGAGAGUGUAAAUGGAGGAAUCGGACAAGCACUUACCCACAAACCUCUGUGUUCUACCCCGUCCCAUCAGUCAUCUUCACUGGCCCUAAGCAACUCCAGUACUCAGCUUGGACAAAGCGCAAGCUGUAGGCCCAAAGAUGCUCUCUUUGAUGAAGACACUCAUAGCAUAUUUGGUCCAUGUGCCUACAUCAUGGGUCAUCCAGGAUCAGACGAUUUUAGCCACCACAAGUCCACCUCAAACUCACCAGUCAACUGCAAAGAUUCAUCCGACUGUCAUCUCCGGUCAGACAGCCUGUCUAAAGAUGAUGUCAGAGGUCUCAGCCAAUCACUGCAGACCUUGUCCCGCAGUUCAACCCUCCCAUAUGACCACACACUCCAGCGAGCCCAACCACAACAUGGAGGUGGGAAUAGGACUAGUGCUCGACCUUCAUCUCCUGGAAGUGAGUUGGUGACACUAGAGGAGUUUCUGCAAGAGAACAAACUGAGGUCACCACAAAUGGUUUCGACUUGCAGCAGAGAGGACUUAAUGACUGAAUACUUCACCAGAAGUUCAGCAUUCUCAGGUCCCACCAGCAGAGAUCAGCUCACCCCCACCAGCUAUGUCACACCCACUGUAUAUACAUCUAACCAGAGGCCAGGCCAAAGUGUCAAACCAUCUUCUCGGCAGCCCGUUGGUCAACCCCAAGCCUCUGGGCAACCUACAACCCAGAGACUCAACCAGUCACUGAGCAGGACGUUUAGCUUGGCCUCUGCUGAUUUGCUCCUCUCUAAUGGGCCAGACAGUUUUCAUGGGUCCCCAAACCAAUCAAAUGUGGCAAUUCAGAGGCAAGAAGGAGGGUCAAUACCGCACCGUUUGUUCAGCUCAGCCAAUCAGCAGAGAGAAAACAGCAUUCUGAACUCACCAGUUAACCAUUUGUCUUCCCUCACGCUGCAGACAGAGAGAUAUGUCGAGAGAGAGGGAGAUAGAAGACGGACACCUGUAUCACAUAACAGUCCCUCGUCAUCUUACCAUCAACGUGGGGAGGUUGCCAAGGUAAUCCCUGUGAGGGCUGUGCCUGCUGCUGAGCUUAAUGAUCUCUUGGAACACGGAGAGGUGUUAAGGGAGGAGUACGCAGGUGACUUAGCUCACCAAAAGAAAGACAGUGAGAGGGUGAGAUGUAGCUCUGCGGAACACCCAAAAAGCACACCUGCAUCCCCAGGCCCCAACGAUGACCCCCAGACUGUGUGGUAUGAGUAUGGCUGUGUCUAAACACUGAAGCCAGUAAACAAGUAUUCUGUAGGGCCUGUCUAAAAAUAGGAACCCCAUAUACUGAACCAAAGUGGGGUUUCUGUUUGACUAAACUAUCAGGGAUAAAUAUCUUCCCAGUUUUUGAAAUGUGCUCAAUCUUCUCCUCACACGUGAUGUUCAUCUUUAGCAGUAGUUGGGAAAAAAGACAGAUUUUUAAAAUGGCUCCCAAGUUUAACUGUGUCUUCAAAGAGUGGUGCAUCUGUUUUGGGUCCACACUGAAACACUUAUUACAGUAUUGCAGAUUGCUCUGCCCCGCUCUUCUGUCAUUGUCACUAUGCUGAUACUCAGAUUGUAAUCGAGCAAACAAUCAGGACCUACGAGAAAAUACUUGGGAUGAAGAAGGUAAAAAAGCUGUGACCAAGUUGUGCUGUGACAAGGGACUUUUAGAUAAUUCCAUUGGUUUUAUUUUACUUGGGCCAAUCAAUUGAGACCUUGUGCUACUAAGUGCUUUAAGUGCACUUAAUUAACCUGAAGCAUCUGAAGUAAUUAACCUAUUCAGUAUAAUCUUUAUCAAACACUGUAGAAGGCGAACAGAGGGUGGAAAUUCUGUAGAAAUGGGUGUAAGAAUUGAGUGAGGCAGUGAGAACAAGAGAAAUGGAGAGAGGGCUGUGGGAUGGGUAAUGUGAGGACAGGAAAAUAAACAGGAGAUCGGAAGGGUUCUCAACAUCCAACACUUAAACGAUCCACAACCUGAGUCAGCACUCGUUCCACUCAGGCUACAUUUUGAUGGACUACUGUGGAGUUAAAACAAGCCACCAACCUUAUUCAUUUUGCAAUAGUGACAGGUUAAGUCUGUGAAUUCUGUGGUAUCAAACCCUUUAAAUUUGUCAGUGUCAUUCAUGGGGUUGAACCCCAACAUACAAGUGCUGAGUCGGGGGCAAUAAGUAUGCCCACUCCUCCUCGGCGCCUUUCACCAUGGGCAACUCUAGAGUAGAACAGAGUUCAAUCCUUCUCAAGUGGACUGAUGCCAGAGCUCAUGUGGUGUGUGGGGUCGAGUCUGACUAUAUCUAGGUAGUGAGCCCAAAGGACGGGGGACCCACGUUAUCCUUUCGGGCUGUGCAGCGUGAUGGUCUGCCCACCAGGUGCUCGCCUUCGAGGCCCACAUCCAGGCACGGCUCAGAGGGGGGCCCCGCUGAUCCGAGUUGGGCAAGGGAAACCUAAAUCCGUUGUUUUUAAUCAUCAUAUUGGUUUAUGGAGCCAUGCUUUGUCUGAUCCUUAAUCUAGUACCUGUUUGCCGUGGGUGACCCUGCCAGGGGUGUGAAGCCCCAGACAACUUAGCUGCGAGGAUUAUUGGGGCACACAAACCCCUCUACUAAGAUAAGAUGACGGCUCAAGGAGGAGUUUUUGUGUGGUUGGUAUUUGUGUUUACAAAAAAAGUGAGAGGUGAUGUUCAUGAGUCAUGCAAAGCAAGCUGAUUUGUUCACAUAUCUACACUGCUGUCUGUUCAUAGAAAUCUCACCUUCCACCUUUUUGACAGCAAAGAGACAAAAAAAAACACUAGAAAUAUGAUAAGGAAGAGAUGUUUACACUGGAGUUGUUAAAAAAAUUUAAUGAGGAAGCUUUCUUUCUGCUCUGCUGUCUGGGGUGUCAAGCACAUUACUAGAUUCAACAAGCUAAAUGAUUGUGAUUGUACUUGUUACAAACCCCGGAGAUGGUGGGAUGUGUUUUUAAAGUUUGUCUUAUUGUACCAAAACACAGUUGAGCUGCAAUUAUUGAAAAAAAACAGGUAAUUCUACCGGAGAUGUUAUUUAUAAAUUGCAAUACAUAAAAUUAAAAUUUUGAUUCAUUAGUGGAUUUUCCUGAUGUCAGAAGAAAAUAGAUUAAAUAUUUUCACAUUUUUUAAUAGCCUGAAAUAGCACACAACUGUGUGCCAUUAUUACUAUCCUAUUGUCUGUCUAAAAAGAAAGUUUAUUUGCAUUGCAGCCCUGUAUUAUUUUUUUUUAUCUUCCAAAAUUCACCCCUGCCGCCCAGAGAAAGAUCUCACAGUUUUGGAUGAAAGAUGUGGGGGUGGCGCUAUUGUCAAAGACAUUUCCUGGAACUGGAAUAUAUACCUGUGUAUUUCCCUGUAUUAAGAAAUGUUGACUGAGCUGCUGUGAUGAAACUAUUGUUAAAAGGCUAUUACACUGCUAGAAUACUUCACUUAACUUCACUUCUACUUCACUCUUUUGGCAAUAAA
This is a messenger RNA of Syngnathoides biaculeatus (alligator pipefish), 8830 nucleotides long. RefSeq names its product coiled-coil domain containing 88C (gene ccdc88c). The transcript has 31 exons. The record is from RefSeq and is a predicted model, not a curated record. Gene Ontology annotation, biological process: cytoplasmic microtubule organization; cytoskeleton-dependent intracellular transport. Gene Ontology annotation, cellular component: centrosome; cytoplasm. Gene Ontology annotation, molecular function: dynein light intermediate chain binding; microtubule binding. Lineage: Eukaryota; Metazoa; Chordata; Actinopteri; Syngnathiformes; Syngnathidae. Bases 775 to 6615 code for a protein of 1946 amino acids.